AGAACCUUUCCUCCAUGAUCAAUUCAAUCAAUUCAGACCACAAUUCCUUCAGUUUACCGCAUCAGGAAUGUGUCAGAUUCUGAACGUCCAUGGAUUUUCUGAAUCGGCAGAUUCGAGGUUAUCGGCAUAUUCCAACCGAUUUCCAAGGGGCGCCUCACCUUACCGGCCAGCGAACAGCUGAACUUGGGCCAUGUUGGUACCGAUCUCAACCUGAAUCUGGCAAUGUCGCCAAUGUCCAACAGUCCAAUUGCUUCAACAUCUGAAAGACCACGACAGAAAGGGUGAAACCCUGGCACAGAUUUGCUAGUACUUACUAGUACUCCGACAUCUUCAAAACCGGCCUUCUGUGUUGUAGAAGGCUCUGCUGGAGUCCGGCCUCGAUAACGCAAACAAGUUCUUCCCGCGGCGAUGUUGGGUAUCUCACCGUCCAAGUUUUGUCACUUCGAGUUCUUGCGGGUCCUCGGCACAGCUCCCACGGGCGGGUGCGAUGCUGGAGAGUGUGUUGAGACGGCGGCCAAGAUCAGAAUCAACGAUGGCGAGAGCUGGUACCGGGCCUGGUCAGAGACGGCCAAAAGGGCAGAGGCCGCGGCCGAGCUUGCGACAAGGGAUGGAGACCGGGUAGCAGCGCGCUGGGCUUUUCUACGGGCAAGCAACUACUGGCGCUCCAGCGAACUCAUGCUGCGGAAACCCAUUCCUCAGCAAGAUCCCCGCCAACUCGAUAUCAUAUCCCGGUCAGUCGACAACUUCAAAAAGGCCUGCGCCAUCCUAGAUACCCCGGUUGAGUUCCUCGAGAUCCCCUUUGGCACCGACGGAGCGACUCUUCCCGCCUACCUCUUCCUGCCCAACAAGCCGCCCGAAGGAGACAAGUCCGGAAAGAUCCCCGUUCUUGUGCAGGUGCAAGGUUACGACACCACCAAGGAGGAGUUCUACCACUUCACCGUAGCGGGCGCCCUGCCGCGGGGCUACGCCGUGCUGACCUUUGAUGCGCCCGGGCAGGGCAUGGUAGUCCGUCGGAAGAAGCAUCGCCUCUUCCUGCGCGGCGAUUUCGAGGUGGUGGUGCGGGCCGUGCUGGACGCCCUGUGGGCUCACGCCGCCAAGUCGGCGGCCUGUAAGGACCUGGAUCUCGAACGGUUGGCGCUGCUGGGCAACUCGAUGGGGGCCUACUUCGCACUGCGCGGGGCCGCUCACGACGACCGCGUGAAGGCGUGUAUGGCCUCGGAUGGCUUCUACGACCUUGGCGCGGCGGCACGCGAGCGCAUACCGGGCUGGUUCCGCUACCUGAGCCGCGGCAUGGUCGACCGCAUCAUCGGUCUGGCCAUGCGCAUGUCCAGCUUCCAGGUUCAGUGGGAGUUGGCCCACGGUGUUUUUGCGUUUGGAGUGUCCUCGGUGUCCGGGGUGCUUGAGAAGUCGCAGGCCUUUACCCUGGACCGGCCCGACGGAACCUCCAUGCUGGCUGAUAUCAGGUGCCCCACGCUCGUGACGGACGCUCGUGACUCGGUUUUUCGCCUGGAUGCGCAAAAGAUUUAUGACAAUCUAACUCAGCUCAAGGACGGAGAAUCCAAGAAGAUGUGGAGUCCCAUUGGAGUCGGGCAAGGUUCGCUGCAGGCCAAGGUUGCUGCCUUCUCCCAUCUCCAUGCGUACAUGUUUGGAUGGCUAGACCGCGUUUUCGGUAUCGCGAGACCUGCGCUCAAUGUCGACAAAUGCAGCUAAGGUACCUGUUUGAAGUCAUGAACAAGACACCUACAUACAUGUAUAUCAACUUGGCGUUCGAGUUGUGAGUUCUAUGAUAUAUGUGUGUAAGCGGGUAUAAUACAGACCAUGAGGUACUUCCGUUCCCAGAAUAUAAACAAACGUCGUGUUCUCUACCAUGCUAGGUUUGACAUCCAUCACAAGACUGUAUGUGCAGUACUACGAAGUACGAAAUCAAG
Molecule: messenger RNA, 1928 nt
Organism: Canariomyces notabilis
Lineage: Eukaryota; Fungi; Ascomycota; Sordariomycetes; Sordariales; Chaetomiaceae
Product: alpha/beta hydrolase
Exons: 5
Coding region: 409-1710 (433 amino acids)
Source: RefSeq, a predicted model, not a curated record